UUUUGUUCCUGUCUGAAUCUUUUGAUACCAACAUACCUGGGACCUACCCUGGAUUCUAUGAUAUAUGCUUCUUGCUUUUAAUGAGAUCUAAUUAAGGUCUUCCUUCUAAAUUUCAUCGUAAUUCAUGUUCAAAACAAAAGGCUAUGAGCUGGCAGAAUUGUUGGCACAUUGGACAAAAUGCUCAGUGGCAUUUCUUCUGACUCUUUACAUUUUGAGUUCAAAUGCCACCAAGGCCAACUUCACCUUUCAUCUUUUUGGGGCCAAUAAAAUAAGUACCUGUUGAACAAUGAGGUCAGUGUAACCAACUUGCUCUCUCCCUUACAAUUGUUGGCCUUGUGCCUAAAUUUGAAACCAAUUUAUGUUCCAAACAUCAGCUUAAUAGUUAUUGUUAUAACUAAGCUAUCUUGCUAAAUUCUUUGUUAUUUUCAAAAUCAAUUGAAACAAAGAGUAUAUCAACAGAAACAGAGUAACAAACAGGUUAAAUUCUUCUUUUGUGAUGGAAAAUAUUUCAAUAUGUACACAUCUUUUGUGAUGGAAUAUAUUUCAAUAUUUACACCUCUUUUAAGGCAGCGAACUGGAAGAAUCGUUAGCACACUGGGCGAAAUGCUUAGUAUUUCAUCUGUCUUUAUGUUCUGAGUUGAAAUUCCACCGAGGUCGACUUUGCCUUUCAUCCUUUUGGGGUUAAUAAAGUAAGUACCAGUUGCGUACUGGGGUCGAUCUAAUCGACAGGACCCACUCCCCCAAAAUUUCAGGCCUUGUGAAAGUUAUCCUUAGUCAGUUUAAGACUACAAAACCUUGUCUCAUAUUUGCCAUCCAAUGAUUCUUUUUUUUCCCCUUACCAGAGUUUCCAAUAUUUAUGUGCUCCGUGCAUAUGAUCUGUUGAUGGUGCAUCUCUGCAAGGAACAUGCUGAAGUCAGGUGGUCAACUUUUAUGAUAAUCAAUGAACUCUUUCAAAGAUCUCAUUGCUUCCGGGAAAAAUUGGUGUCAGAGCUUCAACCUUUUUUUACACUGGCUGUCGGCAUUGACCCUGAAGAACCUUUACCACCUCCUAAAGUUGUGGCCAAACGACUGAGGUUUGAAGCUCUGAAAGCUAUCCAACAAUGGAAUGAGAAAUUUGGAAACACUUAUAAAAAACUUGCAUUGGGCUAUAAUUUCCUGAAGAAUUGUAAAAUGGUUGAUUUUAAUGAUAUCCAUGCCAGGACAAUUGUAGAACGACAAAGAGAAGCAGAAGCUGAGAGGAAAAAACAGGUACUUUUGCAACGAAAGAAAGAAAAGAUACUUAAAGAAAUAGAAGAAACUUUCCCUCAUCUUGAAAGUUGUUUAACCCAAAGCGAAAACUGUUACCAGCUGCUAAUACAAACAGAUGAAUUUUUCAAGGAUGAUGAUGAUGACAAUAAUAAUAAUGUUGAUGAUCAUAAUAAAAACACUGAGAAGAGAAAAACUGACAUAAGAAGCAAGGAGAAGGACAGUGACACAGACAUUUCUUUAUCUUGUAAUUCUUCACCUAAUACAAUUGCAAGUGACCACGACACUAACUGUGAUGAUUCCAAUCAUAGCUCAUCACAGAAAACUGAUGGAAAUACAGCAUCAUCAAGUCUCAGUGAAACAGGGAAAGGUUCAAACGAGACAUCAGAAAAUAAAAGCGAAAAAGACAAUAAUGAAAAAGAGAAUGAUGAUAAGGAUGAGGAUGUGAGCGGUAAUGAUGGUAACGAGGGUGAUGAUAAUGUUGAUAAUGAUUGUGGUGGCGGUGAUAGUAGUGAAAAAGAAGAAAGAGAAGAAGAAAACAAAGAUGAUGAUGAUGAUGGAGAUGAAAAAGAUGAUGAGGGUGCGUCUUCAUCUGACUUGAUACGAAGUCAUGGUCUUGGGUCAAUGAAUUAUUGCCUCACAAUCGAUGUGCCUAACAAGAUGUUGAUCAAAGAAACUGAAGAUAAUAAAGACAUUUUAAUCACCUUGAGAGAUAUGCACAACCUUAUUUCCCAUCAAUAUUUACCAAAUGUGAAAAGAUGGCUAAAGGAACUAUCCAAGACAGGUCCAGACAAUGAAACAGUGAAGAAACUCACUGAUGCCAUGACAAAGUUGAACAAAGCAAAAUCUCAGCUGGACGAGUUGAACUUGGAAGGAGUUAAAAGCAUGACUGAUGAUGAAACUGAUGACGAUGAUUUUGAAGAAGUUGAAGAAAAAGAAGGUUACGAAUCUGACAUACCUGAACAUUUGAAGAAUGUCUCUGCACCAGGACACUCAAGACAAAAAAUCCAAAGUAAAGCAUUUAACAAAACUUUGGUGAAGAAGUACAUUUCCAGCCCUAUGCUAAGGAAACAACCUAGUUUUGGUGAAACUUCUAAACAAUGGGACAUAAAAGCCACGUUACGGCCAGGUGAUGAGCAAGAUCCAGCUUCCAUGGCAGCCACAAUGAACAAAUGGAAGAAAGAACUGCUACAGAAGAACAAAGACCAGAUCAUGUUACAAGAUGAACAAAACAGGCCAUCAACUAGUUCAGACACUGGAAGCUCUGUGAGUAUCAUGCCAUCCCAAUCCAAUGCUGAAAAGGAAUUGAAUGAGAGAAAGGAGCGUCUGCUCCAGCAAGCGCCAUUUAUCCCUUUUGGUCCAGACUUAGCAUUCUGGGAAAAUCCUGACAAAAUAGAAGUUCCUUCUGUUGUAAAGGAUGACUCUCUACAUCGGUUUUGGGUACCACAGCAAGCAGAAACUUCAUCCUCCCAACAAGAAAUAGCUUUAAUUAAAAAUCGAUCAUUCACAUUUACUGGUACGUUUGAACCUGUGAAAUGGCAGUGUCGUGCACCAAUGCCAAAUGGUACUCUUUGCAAACGAAUGGAUCGCAUAAAGGUCAGGAACUAUUCUAUACCUCAUUUUAUCAGUCUGCAUACUAAUAUAUCUCAUUUUGUCCACCUUAACAAAACCUAUAAUAGUGCUGGUGCUGAAAAGAACCAUUGGCAAGAUAAAGAACUUCAAAAAGACAUUGAAGCUGCUUUAGGGAUUGACCUUGGUUCAAACCGUGACCUUUGUGUUGAAGGAAAUAAGAAAAAAAAGAGAAAAGGUAAAGGUAAAGCGAAAAAGAAAUCAGAAUUGACAGAUUUGACUCUUCCAAAGAAUACUUCUGAGAACAGGUUGAAGAAAAAGUUGUUUAAUGUAAAAACCAUGAAAAGAGUCAAUGCUACUCUAGAUAUGAUGGAUGCAAAGAAAGCUCGAGAUAAAUUUGGCAACCAAUUCAACUACGCUCAUUUAUAAAAUUGACUAAGGACAUUGUUGUAUUCAAACUGAACUUUAAUGGUUCAUCACCAUUUUGUAAUUGUUAUUUCAAUGUUUUACUCAUUGAUAUCAUCAUCAUUAUCACCAGCAUCAUUACUACCACUACCAUUGUAACCAGACAAGACAUUAGAUAUAUAGUACAUGCCCAGACUGCAUCACUUCAUCAUAUACAAUUAACUACUGCAUGCCAGAUUGUGAAGUAUGGUCCUCAAUUAAGCAGAGGUAGACAAUAUCUGAAACCAUGGAUCUGUUGAUAGUUUCAACAGUACCAUGGCACAUUCAUGUGGUACAUAUAGUUCUGCAGCUGUAUAAUAUGUGGGGGUGCCCUAAAUUCACUUUCUCUGGUUGCUCUCCCGCCUCAGUUUUAAUGAUCCACUUUUGUUAUUAUUUUUCUGUCCAAUACUGUUAUUAGUAUUUAUUAAUCAUCUAUUUAUUAAUGAGUUAUUGUUUCAUUGAUCUCACCCUAUUUCUGGAUAUUGUAAAUUUCCCAUGUCCACUGUUUGUUUCCCUUUGUAUUAUACCGUCCCUUUUAUUUUGGACCUUUGCAGCUAAUAAAAGAAGUAAUUAUUAUAUAAUGUAUAAAUAUAUAGAUCUUCAUUUAAUACUUGAUAUUAAUUUUAUAUAUGCAUUUAUACACAUUUUAUUAGAUACCAUUUUCAUAAAUAUAUAUAUGCUAUAUUUUUAUACUUUUAAUUGAAUAUUUAUUUGAUGUAUGUAUUUAUUUUUUACAAAAUAAAACAGAACGAUGAAAAUAAUCCAUAA
This is a messenger RNA of Octopus bimaculoides (California two-spot octopus), 4026 nucleotides long. RefSeq names its product UV-stimulated scaffold protein A. NCBI's taxonomy places the organism in Eukaryota, Metazoa, Mollusca, Cephalopoda, Octopoda, Octopodidae. The record is from RefSeq and is a predicted model, not a curated record. Gene Ontology annotation, biological process: response to UV; transcription-coupled nucleotide-excision repair. Gene Ontology annotation, molecular function: RNA polymerase II complex binding. Gene Ontology annotation, cellular component: chromosome.